Messenger RNA from Aspergillus calidoustus, 291 nucleotides. The record is from the annotation of a GenBank genome assembly. Lineage: Eukaryota; Fungi; Ascomycota; Eurotiomycetes; Eurotiales; Aspergillaceae.
AUGGGUGGUCACGUUGAUCCUAAGAACGGCAUCUUCAUGGGCAACUGGGGUGAUCUCGGUUGCCCGACUCCCCAGCGUGUGACGACUUACGCUCUGUCUCCUAACCGCCAGCGCCCCUUUGCCGGUGCUGCUCAUGCUGCUGUCUUCAACACAUUCCGCCGCUUCAGGCACCAAGUCCUCUACGUCGUUCCUCCCUUCGUUGCCGCCUACGCAGCCAUGAACUGGGCCAUCGAGCGCAACGAGUACCUGAACUCCAAGCCCGGCCGCCUGGCCGAGGGUGGUGUGGAAUAA